CUGCGCUGGCUGGAGGUGAAACUUUUCCAAGAGCCGCGCUGCGCCGUGCCGUGCCGUGCCGCGCUCCGUGCCGUGCCGUGCCGCGCCGCGCUCCGUGCGUCCCGCUGCAGAUGGGAUUCCACGUGUUUGGAGCCGCUUUUCCUCGCUGAGAACAAAGUUGAGGCGCUUUGGGGAGAAGAAGGAGUGAAGCAGGAGAGGAGCGAUCCGGCGACCUCAAUCAGCCAUGGACACCUCGUCACCAAGAGCCGCGGACAAAAAGGACAAAAUGGACUGCAGCAGUUUCAGCGACCUCCCAAAGAAACCCUCAACCUCGGAGACCAGAGCCCCACAACACCUCUUCCCCACCUUCCACACGCCGAUCCCGAUUGACAUUCGCCAUCACGAAGGACGGUACCACUACGAGCCUCAUGCUCUUCAUACCAUGCACAGCCCGGCAGGACUGACGGCCAGCCCCGUCAUCUCAGACAUCUCCUUGAUUCGCCUUUCGCCCGCUUCCAUGGCAGCCAGUGAGUCUCCGUUCAACCCGCCUCACCCGUAUGUCUCGCCCCACAUGGAGCACUACCUACGCUCCGUGCACGGCAGCCCCACCCUGUCCAUGAUCUCCGCGGCCAGAGGACUCAGCCCGGCAGACUUGGCUCAUGAACAUCUGAAAGAGCGGGGCCUGUUUGGUCUUCCUCCACCUCCACCUCCUCCUCCUCCAGGAGCCAGCGCGGCGGAGUACUACCAUCUGAUGACCAGCCACCGCAGCCCCUACGGCGAGCUGCUCAUGCAGGGGCCCGGGGCCGUGCCUGGGGCCCACCUGUCUGACUACAUCACUCCCAUUGACGUGUCACGGUUCUCCAGUCCCAGACUGACGCCCAGACUCAGCAGGAAAAGGGCAUUGUCCAUCUCGCCACUGUCUGAUGCCAGCAUCGACCUCCAGACCAUGAUCAGGACCUCGCCCAACUCCUUGGUGGCGUACAUCAACAACUCACGAUCCAGCUCAGCUGCCAGCAGCUCUUACGGACACCUGUCAGUUGGGGGACUCAGCCCGUCAUUUCCCUUCCCUCAUCCCAUCAACUCCAUGGCCUACCAGCAGCUCCUGUCCCAGCAGCGGGGCCUCAGCGCCUUUGGUCACAAUCCGCCCCUCAUACACCCUCCACCUACUUUCUCCAGUCGCCAGUCAGGCCUCAGCCUCUCCUCCCUGCCCACUUCCACCCACAACAAUGAUGUGUCAUCCAAGAAUCACGGAGGAGACUCUGCUGUCAGCAGCACGGUGGAUCCCAUCAACAAACGGUCCAAAGUGAAGGCGGAGUCGGAUGGACUGAAGCCCGGAUCUCCUCUGUCACCGAACCAUUACAGCAGCGUGCCUGAUCUGAAGGAGGACUUGGACCGAGACGAGUGCAAGCAGGAACCCGAGGCCGUUUAUGAGACCAACUGUCACUGGGAAGGCUGCAGCAAGGAGUACGAUACCCAGGAGCAGCUGGUGCAUCACAUCAAUAAUGACCACAUCCAUGGAGAGAAGAAGGAGUUUGUGUGCCGCUGGGAGGACUGUUCACGGGAGCAGAAGCCCUUCAAAGCUCAGUACAUGCUGGUGGUUCACAUGCGCCGACACACGGGGGAGAAGCCACACAAGUGCACGUUCGAGGGCUGCUCCAAGGCCUACUCCCGCCUGGAGAACCUGAAGACCCAUUUGCGCUCUCACACCGGUGAGAAACCAUAUGUCUGCGAGCAUGAAGGAUGCAACAAGGCAUUCUCCAACGCCUCGGACCGAGCCAAGCACCAGAACCGGACGCACUCCAAUGAGAAACCUUAUGUCUGCAAGAUCCCCGGCUGCACCAAACGCUACACGGACCCCAGCUCUCUCAGGAAACACGUAAAAACGGUUCAUGGCCCAGAGGCCCACGUCACCAAGAAGCAGCGCAGCGACCUGCCGCCCAGGCCGCCAGCACCCAAGGAGAAUGGCGAGAAUGAGAAAGGUGGUAGGCUCCACAGGGAGGACAAGCUGUCAGAGAGCAGCUCCCCCAGAGUCACGGAAGACUACCUGCACGUGAAAUCCAUCAAGACAGAAAACUCUGUGAUGUAUCAGUCCAGUCCUGGCGGUCAGUCAUCAUGUAGCAGCGAACCAUCACCGCUUGGCACCAACAAUGACAGUGGAGUAGAAACGGCGGCGCACAGUGGGGGAAGCCUGGGGGACCUCAGCGCCCUGGAUGACCUGCCGUUCGUGGACUCUGUGGGCUUUGAGGAUUCCUCCGGCGGGGUCGCAGUGGUAGGCCUCCAUCUUAGAAAGCAUCUGAGCACCAGCCAGUGCCUGGAGAACCUCAAGAAGGAGAAGCUGAAGGCAGUAAGGGACUCGUGUCAGUGGGCCAACAAUCCAACACCCCCUUUUCAUCAAGCCAUCACGCUACCGCCCAUACCGACAAGCGGGUCCCUCCUGGAAAAUUCAAGUAUGUGUGGAGAUCCAGCCUCGUUCCCUGGCUCUGGCUUAGGUCAGCUGAGCUCUGGCAAAAUGACUCUGUUGGGAAACCUUUUAGAGCGCCGGGACAGCACCUCCAGCACCUUAAGCUCGGUCUAUACUCUCAGCCGCCGCUCCUCAGGCAUCUCUCCUGGUUUCUCCAGUCGACGCUCGAGCCAAACAUCUCAGUUUGGUGCCAACCGCCCAACAAACAUCAGCUCAGCUGACUCCUACGAUCCCAUCUCUGCUGAUAUUUCUCGUCGUUCCAGUCAGACCAGUCAGUUUGGGGGGAAUAACAGUGGACCAGGAGGUGGCGGGCUUGGCCAUCUCAGCCCUUUCAGCCUGACCCCAGCCCAGCACUACAGACUGAAGGCAAAAUAUGCUGCUGCAACUGGUGGUGCACCUCCUACCCCUCUUCCAUUCAUGGAUCAAUCAUGUCUGAAGGAUUUCAAUGAAUGCUCUUCUAAAAACAGCCUGCGAUCCAUGCAGUUUAGCCACGAUCAGAGCUUAAUGCCCCAUGAAGUUCCUUCCAACAUUCCCCGUCGAGCCAGUGACCCUGUGCGACCUUUAGAUCCUCUCAGCCAGUCACACAUGCAGCGCUACAACAGCAUGGUCACGCUCAACAGAAGGGUCUCCAUGCAGCCCCAUCCUCCUCCUGCAACAGAUCGCAGACUCUUAUCCCAGCAAGGAUGCGUACAACCGAAUGGCAGUCCCCAUUGCUACCCCUACAACCUACAACCGCUAAGCAUUUCAGAGAAUAUCACCAUGGAAACAAGAAGCUGCAACAGAAAUCCAUCUAGUCGGGAAGAUUUUCAAGGAGCCUCUGGUGUCCAGCAGCAGCUGUACCACCAGAGAAGGAUGGAUGUGGUGAACCUGAGUCCGGGGCAGCACCAACACAUGGGUCCAUCCUCACCACACAGCAGUGCUGCUAAUGCACAGUGGAAGAAAGUUCCCUCAGGCUUCAUGGGUGCCACCCAACAGUCCUCCAAACUACAAGGAAAUGGGAAUUUGUCUGUCAUCCAGCAGAAUCAGAACGCCGGAUCUUUCAGUGUGACCUCCAAUCAGCAGAUGGUCCAAAACUUCAACCACAGAUGCAUGCUCAGUUCUGAAGCAGGAGAGGCCCUCUUCCAGCAGUCUUCUAAUCUCAGUGAAGCUGCUAGCCCUCAGUACGGGUUCAAUCAAGGUUCCUUUGAUAGGAACGGCAACACCCCGUACCCACCCUGUGGUACCAGGCCUGCAGCCAAUGGGAACAUGCUGCGCUGUAAAGAAGAGACGGCUGACAUGGACUUUAAUCAGUUCCAGCCUGUGCAGAUAAAAACUGAGAACUGUGAUGCAUCAACCAUGAUGUUAGACCAGCAGAAUAUGGCUUGCCAGAAUCGUUUCCAAACUGGGAAUCAGAGCCAUCUCCAGCUAAGACCACCAACAGAACCUAAAUCUCCAAACCUCUCGAGCCCAAAGCUGAUGCAGCAGUCAGAUGAAUCCCAACUAUCUCCUAGCAAGGUCCCAGGGCUUCCUUACAUGUCUGAUGACAAUUCUCUGUUCUACACGGGCCAGAUUCAAGUCCUGGAGCCUAAUGGGAACUUGGACUGUCAUGUUUCCCUUUUGGUGAGCUCACCUUCAUCUGCUCCAAACUCAGCUGACCCAUUAAGUAGGACUGCAGCAGCAGAGCAUGCUCAGAUAGACUUUGAUAGUAUGCUUGAUGAUGGAGAUCAUUCCAGCCUGAUGUCAGGAAAUCUAAGCCCAGGACUGCUUCAGAGUUUUUCCCCGAAUUCAUCUCGUCUUACGACGCCCAGGAACUCGGUGACGCUGCCCACGGUGCCGGCAGGGACGGGGAACAUGGCCAUUGGGGACAUGAGCUCGCUGCUGACCGCUCUGGCCGAGGAGAACAAGUUCCUCAACUUGAUUACUUAACCAACAAAAACUGCUUACCCUGCACAUGAUCUCCAUUUAAACUGUGGACUAAAAACUGUGCGUUGAAAUCAUCUGUAGCAUCUGACUCUUGUGUUCUUGUGCAGUUCAGGUGUAAAUUAUUUGCUAUUUUUCACCGAAAGCCAUACUUGUGUUCCUUGCCUUACGAUGUGAAUAUGAUGUAAAAAGAGUCAUGUUGAAGAGUCGUGGAGCAAGAUCUUUCUAAGUGCCUGUUGGUGGACACUCAGCCAGGUGUAUUUCUGAGCUCGGACUGCAUCAUGACCCGUUCAGAGGAGAUCACGGGUCAGUAAUGAUGUAUCAGAAUCUGCAGCCACCUUCAGCAGCGUGGCGGGAUGUUUCUUCCAGAUUAACUGUGACCAGUCAGCCUGAUCUGUGGCUGGAAUUAGAACCGUGCUUCCAGCAGCAAGAACAGGACUUCUCAAAUUGGACCUGAAUAUAAAGUGUCGUUAGACCCAAGCUCUUUUUCUUGUAUAUUGUUCCUGUUUUCCUUUGUAAAUAGAAUUUGUACAUUUUUUAAUAAACAUAAGAAUUAUGGAUUUUUUUAA
Molecule: messenger RNA, 4908 nt
Organism: Girardinichthys multiradiatus
Lineage: Eukaryota; Metazoa; Chordata; Actinopteri; Cyprinodontiformes; Goodeidae
Product: zinc finger protein GLI2-like
Exons: 14
Coding region: 224-4345 (1373 amino acids)
Biological process (GO): smoothened signaling pathway; regulation of transcription by RNA polymerase II
Cellular component (GO): nucleus
Molecular function (GO): RNA polymerase II cis-regulatory region sequence-specific DNA binding; DNA-binding transcription factor activity, RNA polymerase II-specific
Source: RefSeq, a predicted model, not a curated record